This is a messenger RNA of Colossoma macropomum (tambaqui), 7944 nucleotides long. RefSeq names its product cubilin-like. The transcript has 63 exons. The record is from RefSeq and is a predicted model, not a curated record. Bases 23 to 7843 code for a protein of 2606 amino acids. Lineage: Eukaryota; Metazoa; Chordata; Actinopteri; Characiformes; Serrasalmidae.
UGUCACACAGUGGCUUCAGCAGAUGGGAAAGAUGAAGCUCGGAAUGAUAAUUCUGCCUCUCUUGGUAGGGGUCAGCUCUGGAGUUGGAGCAUCAUGCGGUGGAGAUCUGACUAACCCAGGAGGAGAAUUCUUCAGCCCCCAGUAUCCUAAUAACUACCCUAAUGAUGCAGAUUGUACAUGGAGACUUCUGGCGUCAGAGACGCAGGUUGUUAACUUGACCUUCACGUUUGUUGAUUUGGAAAACUGUUGCGACUCCAUCAGGGUGUAUGACGGUCCUAGUAACUCUUACCCACUGCUGGGUCGCCUGCCUCAAGAUGAGAGAUAUCGUUUCAGCUCCACCAGGAACUCUCUGACCGUAGUGUUGUCAAGUGACAGCAGUGUAACUGGUCAAGGCUUUUGGGCACAGUGGGUGUUCUCAGUUGGAGCGCCAUGCGGUGGAGAUCUGACUAACCCAAGAGGAGAAUUCUUCAGCCUCCAGUAUCCUAAUAACUACCCUAAUAAUGCAGACUGUACAUGGAGACUUCUGGCAUCAGAGACACAAGUUGUUAAUUUGACCUUCACGUUUGUUGAGUUGGAGACGUGCUGUGACUCCAUCAGGGUGUAUGACGGUCCCAGUGCUGCUUACCCACUGCUGGAUCACCUGCCUAAAGAUCAGAGACAUCAAUUCAGCUCCACCAGGAACUCUCUGACCAUAGUGUUCUCAAGUGAUAGGAGUGUAACUCGUCAAGGCUUUCGGGCACAGUGGGAGUUCGCAGUUGGAACAUCAUGUGGUGAAGAUCUGACUAACCCAAGAGGAGAAUUCUUCAGCCCCCAGUAUCCUAAUUAUUACCCUCAUAAUGCCUAUUGCACAUGGAGACUUCUGGCAUCAGAGACACAAGUUGUUAAUUUGACCUUUACAUUUGUUGAUUUGGAGGCAUGUUGCGACUCCAUCAGGGUGUAUGACGGUCCCACUGAUGCUUCCCCACUGCUGGGUCGCCUGCCUCAAGAUCAGAGAUAUCACUUCAACUCCAGCAGGAACUACCUGACCGUAGUGUUCUCAAGUGACCACAGUUUUACUCAUCAAGGCUUUCAGGCACAGUGGGUGUUCCCAGUUGGAGCAUCAUGCGGUGAAGAUCUGACUAACUCAAGAGGAGAAUUCUUCAGCCCCCAGUAUCCUAAUAACUACCCUAAUUAUGCAUAUUGCACAUGGAGACUUCUGGCAUCAGAGACACAGGUUGUUAAUUUGACCCUCACAUUUGUUGAGUUGGAGACGUGCUGUGACUCCAUCAGGGUGUAUGACGGUCCCAGUGCUGCUUACCCACUGCUGGUUCCCCUGCUUCAAGAUCAGAAACAUCAAUUCAGCUCUACCAGGAACUCUCUGACCAUAGUGUUCAAAAGUGAUAGGAGUGUAACUCGUCAAGGCUUUCGGGCACAGUGGGAGUUCGCAGUUGGAGCAUCAUGCGGUGAAGACCUGACUAACUCAAGAGGAGAAUUCUUCAGCCCCCAGUAUCCUAAUAACUACCCUAAUAAUGCAGACUGUACAUGGAGACUUCUGGCAUCAGAGACACAAGUUGUUAAUUUGACCUUCACGUUUGUUGAAUUGGAGGAAUGUUGCGACUCUAUCAGGGUGUAUGACGGUCCUACUGCUGCUUACCCACUGCUGGGUCGCCUGCCUCAAGAUCAGAGACAUCACUUCAGCUCUACCAGGAACUCUCUGACCGUAGUGUUCUCAAGUGACCUCGGUAUAACUGGUCAAGGCUUUCGGGGACAGUGGGUGUUCCCAGUUGAAUCACCAUGCGGUGGAGAUCUGACUAACUCAAGAGGAGAAUUCUUCAGCCCCCAGUAUCCUAAUAACUACCCUAAUAAUGCACACUGCACAUGGAGACUUCUGGCAUCAGAGACACGGGUUGUUAAUUUGACCUUCACGUUUGUUGAGUUGGAGACGUGCUGUGACUCCAUCAGGGUGUAUGACGGUCCCAGUGCUGCUUACCCAUUGCUGGGUCGCCUGCCUAAUGAUCAGAGACAUCAAUUCAAUUCCACCAGGAAUUCUCUGACCAUAGUGUUCUCAAGUGAUAGGAGCGUAACUCGUCAAGGCUUUCGGGCACAGUGGGAGUUCCCAGUUGGAGCAUCAUGUGGUGAAGAUCUGACUAACCCAAGAGGAGAAUUCUUCAGCCCCCAGUAUCCUAAUAACUACCCUAAUAAUGCACACUGCACAUGGAGACUUCUGGCUUCAGAGACACAGGUUGUUAAUUUGACCUUCACAUUUGUUGAUUUGGAGGCAUGCUGCGACUCCAUCAGGGUGUAUGAUGGUCCCACUGCUGCUUACCCACUGCUGGGUCGUCUGCCUCAAGAUCAGAGACAUCACUUCAGCUCUACCAGGAACUCUCUGACCGUAGUGUUCUCAAGUGACCUCGGUGUAACUGGUCAAGGCUUUCGGGCACAGUGGGUGUUCCCAGUUGAAUCACCAUGCGGUGGAGAUCUGACUAACUCAAGAGGAGAGUUCUUCAGCCUCCAGUAUCCUAAUAACUACCCUAAUAAUGCACACUGCACAUGGAGACUUCUGGCAUCAGAGACACGGGUUGUUAAUUUGACCUUCACAUUUGUUGAUGUGGAGACGUGUUGUGACUCCAUCAGGGUGUAUGACGGUCCCAGUGCUGCUUACCCACUGCUGGGUCACCUGCCUCAAGAUCAGAGACAUCACUUCAACUCCACCAGGAACUCUCUGACCAUAGUAUUCUCAAGUGACCACAGUAUAACUCAUCAAGGCUUUCGGGCACAGUGGGAGUUCCCAGUUGGGGCAUCAUGCGGUGAAGACCUGACUAACUCAAGAGGAGAAUUCUUCAGCCCCUGGUAUCCUAAUAACUACCCUAAUAAUGCAGAUUGCACAUGGAGACUUCUGGCAUCAGAGACACAAGUUGUUAAUUUGACCUUCACGUUUGUUGAUUUGGAGGCAUGUUGCGACUCCAUCAGGGUGUAUGACGGUCCCACUGAUGCUUACCCACUGCUGGGUCGCCUGCCUCAAGAUCAGAGAUAUCACUUCAACUCCAGCAGGAACUACCUGACUGUAGUGUUCUCAAGUGACCACAGUUUUACUCAUCAAGGCUUUCAGGCACAGUGGGUGUUCCCAGUUGAAUCGUUAUGUGGCGGAGAUCUGACUAACCUAAGUGGAGAAUUCUUCAGAUUCCAGUAUCCUAAUAAGUACCAUAAUAAUGCAUAUUGCACAUGGAGACUGCGGGCACCCGUGUUUCAAGUUGUUAAUAUUACCUUCACAUUUGUUGAUUUGGAGAAAUGUUGCGACUCCAUCGGUGUGUAUGACGGUCCCAAUAAUACUUACCCACUGCUGGGUCGCCUGCCUCAGGAUCAGAAACAAAACUUCAUCUCCACCAGGAACUCUCUGACCGUAGUGUUCUCAAGUGAUAGCAGUGUAACUGGUCAAGGCUUUCGGGCACAGUGGGAGUUCCCAGUUGAACCAUGCGGUGGAGAUCUGACUAACCCAAGAGGAGAAUUCUUCAGCCCCCGGUAUCCUAAUAACUACCCUAAUAAUGCAGACUGUACAUGGAGACUUCUGGCAUCAGACAGACGGGUUAAUUUGACCUUCACGUUUGUUGAGUUGGAAGAAUGUUGUGACUCCCUCAGGGUGUAUGACGGUCCUACUGACGAUUACCCACUGCUGGGUCGCCUGCCUCAGGAUCAGAAACAAAACUUCAUCUCCACCAGGAACUCUCUGACCGUAGUGUUCUCAAGUGAUAGCAGUGUAACUGGUCAAGGCUUUCAGGCACAGUGGGAGUUCUCAGAUAAAGCACCAUGGGGUGAAGAUCUGACUAACUCAAGUGGAGAAUUCUUCAGCCCCCAGUAUCCUAAUAACUACCCUAAUAAUGCAGAUUGCACAUGGAGACUUUUGGCAUCAGAGACACAGUUUGUUAAUUUGACCUUCACGUUUGUUAAUGUGGAGGAAUGUUGCGACUCCAUCAGGGUGUAUGAUGGUCCCACCGAUUCCUACCCACUGCUGGGUCGCCUGCCUAAAGAUCAGAGAUAUCACUUUAAAUCUACCAGGAACUACCUGACCAUAGUAUUCUCAAGUGACAGCAGUGUAACUCGUCAAGGCUUUCAGGCACAGUGGGUGUUCUCAGAAGCUACUCCUGAACCCUCAGCUGUUCCACCUGAACCUUCAACUGAACCUCCUAAUCCCACAUCAGCUUCACCUUCCUGCAGGUGGAACUGUGGCUCUCACCUCGGCAGAUGUUCCUGCUCCAGCUCCUGUCAGUACUAUGGAAACUGCUGCCACGACUACUACGAUUACUGUUACACAAUCAUACCUACUCCUGACACCCCAGAAGAGACCACAGAAAUCACAACAACUGAUUCCUGCAGGUUGAACUGUGGUUAUGACCUCGACAGCUGUUCCUGCGCCAGCUCCUGUCAGUACUACAGAGACUGUUGCCAUGACUACUAUGAUUUUUGCCAUGUCACUGUUGCAACACCUAAUGUGAACCCAACAGUUGGAGCGCCAUGCGGUGGAGAUUUGACCAACUCAAGUGGAGAAUUCUUCAGCCCCCAGUAUCCUAAUAAGUACCCUAAUAAUGCUAAUUGCACAUGGAGACUUCUGGCAUCAGAGAGACAAGCUGUUAAUGUGACCUUCAUGUUUGUUGAUCUGGAGGUAUGCUGUGACUCCAUCAGGGUGUAUGAAGGUCCCACUGAUGCUUCCCCACUGCUGGGUCGCCUGCCUCAAGAUCAGAGACAUCACUUCAGCUCCACCAGGAGCUCUCUGACCGUAGUGUUCUCAAGUGACAGCUGUAUAAAUCAUCAAGGCUUUCGGGCACAGUGGGUGUUCUCAGAACCUACUACUGAACCUACAACUGUUCCUCCUUCUACUGAACCUCCUACUCCCACAUCAGCUUCUCCUUCCUGUAGGUGGAACUGUGGCUCUAACUUCGACAGCUGUUCCUGUUCCAGCUCCUGUAAAUACUAUAGAGACUGCUGCCAUGACUACUAUGAUUUUUGCCAUGUCCUUGCUAUAACACCUAAAGUGAAAACAACAGUGCACAGCGGUACAGGAGCUCCAUGCGGCGGAAAUCUGACUAAGCCAAGAGGAGAAUUUUUUAGCCCCCAGUAUCCUAAUAACUACCCUAAUAAAGCAGAUUGCACAUGGAGAGUUCUGGCGCCAAAGAGACAGGUCAUUAAAUUGGCCUUCACGCUUGUUGAUGUGGAGGAAUGUUGCGACUCCAUCAGGGUGUAUGACGGUCCCAGUGCUUCUUCCCCACUGCUGGGUCGCCUGCCUCAAGAUCAGAGAAAACGCUUCAGCUCCACCAGGAACUCUCUGACUGUAGUGUUCUCAAGUGACAACUGUAUAAAUCAUCAAGGCUUUCGGGCAGAGUGGGAGUUCCCAGAACCUACUACUGAACCUACAACUGAACCUCCUACUACCACAACAGAACUUACUACUAAACCUACAUCCGAACCUCCUACUCCCACAACAGAUUGCUGUCAAGUGAGCACGCGUACUCCCCCAACAAAACGUCCUGAUUCUUCGGCUCGUCCUACCAAACGCAAACCUAAACGCAAAAAACCCAAAAAACCUAAACACAAAGACCCCAACCCAAAACACAAAGGCAAUCUAAUCUCAAAAAAUUGGAACCCCUUUUUCGCUCAGUUGGGUUUCUCAUUCUCUCUGUUGAUCCCUGCAUUCCCUCUGUUCACAUUUCCACUCUCUCUGUUGGCCUCCAUAUUCUCUCUGUUCAUCCAUUCAUCUAAUCCCACAGAUUCUCCCUCCUGCAAGUCGUACUGUGGCUCUAACUUCGGCAGCUGCUCUUGUGCCAACUCCUGUCAGUCCAAAGGAAACUGCUGCCAUGACUACCAUGAUUACUGCCACACAUACACAACUACUCCUCCUGACCGCACAACAGAUUUUCACCAUGUCACAACAACUAAUGUGAACCCAACAGUUGGACCACCAUGCGGUGGAGAUCUGACUAACUCAAGAGGAGAAUUCUACAGCCCCCAGUAUCCUAAUAACUACCCUGAUGAUGCAGAUUGUACAUGGAGACUUCUGGCUUCAGAGAGAGAAGUUGUUAAUUUGAUCUUCACGUUUGUUGAUUUGGAGGAAUGUUGCGACUCCAUCAUGGUGUAUGAUGGUCCCAAUGAUACUUACCCACUGCUGGGUGACCUGCCUCAAGAUCAGAGAAAUCACUUCAACUCUACCAGGAAUUCUCUGACCGUAGUGCUCUCAACUGACCACACUGUAACUGGUCAAGGCUUUCGGGCACAGUGGGUGUUCUCAGAAUUAGCUGUUUCCUGUAGGUGGAACUGUGGCUAUAAUCUCGGCAGCUGUUCCUGCGCCAGCUCCUGUCAGGACUAUGGAAACUGUUGCCAUGACUACUAUGAUUUUUGCCAAGUCACAGCUACAACACCUACUGUGAACCCAACAGUUGGACCACCAUGCGGUGGAGAUCUGACUAACUCAAGUGGAGAAUUCUUCAGCCCCCAGUAUCCUAAUAACUACCCUAAUAAUGCAGACUGUACAUGGAGACUUCUGGCAUCGGAGAGAAAAGUCGUUAAUUUGACCUUCAUAUUUGUUGAUUUGGAGGCAUGUUGUGACUUCAUCAGGGUGUAUGAUGGUCCGAAUGAUACUUACCCACUGCUGGGUCGCCUGCCUCAAGAUCAGAGAUAUCACUUCAACUCCAGCAGGAACUCUCUGACCGUAGUGUUCUCAACUGACCAAACUGUAACUGGUCAAGGCUUUUGGGCACAGUGGGUGUUCUCAGAACCUACUACUGAACCUACAACUGUUCCUCCUUCUACUGAACCUCCUACUCCCACAUCAGUAACGGUGACCUGGGAAACCACAACAGCUUCUCCUUCCUGUAGGUGGAACUGUGGCUCUAACUUCGACAGCUGUUCCUGCGCCAGCUCCUGUCAGUACUAUGGAAACUGUUGCAGUGACUACUAUGAUUUUUGCCAUGUUACAGCUACAACACCUACUGUGAACCCAACAGAAUCUCAUCCUUCUCCCUCAGCUGUUCCUCCUGAAUCUACAAUUGAUCCUUCUUCUCCCACAUCAGCUCCUCCUUCCUGCAGGCUGAACUGUGGCUCUCACCUCGGCAGCUGUUCCUGCUCCAGCUCCUGUCAGUACUACGGAAACUGCUGCCACGACUACCACGAUUACUGUGACGCAACCACACCUGCUCCUGCCACCACAACAGUUGGAGCGCCAUGCGGUGGAGAUCUGACUAACUCAAGAGGAGAAUUCUUCAGCCCCCAGUAUCCUAAUAACUACCCUAAUAAUGCAGAUUGCACAUGGAGACUUCUGGCAUCAGAGAGAGAAACUGUUAAUUUGACCUUCACGUUUGUCGAUUUGGAGAGGUGUUGCGACUCCAUCAGGGUGUAUGACGGUCCCACUGAUGCUUACCCACUGCUGGGUCGCCUGCCUCAAGAUCAGAGAUCUCACUUCAGCUCCACCAGGAACUCUCUGACUGUAGUGUUUUCAAGUGAUAGCAGUGUAACUCGUCAAGGCUUUCGGGCACAGUGGGUGUUCUCAGAAUCUCAUCUUUCUCCCUCAACUGUUCCUCCUGAAUCUUCAACUGAUCGUUCUUCUCCCACAUCAGCUUCUCCUUCCUGCAGGUGGAACUGUGGCUCUCACCUCGGCAGCUGUUCAUGCUCCAGCUCCUGUCAGUACUAUGGAAACUGCUGCCACGACUACCACGAUUACUGUUACCCAAGCACACCUGCCCCUGACACAGGGUACAUUUUCUGUGCUCAGAAAGAGGGACCAGGUGUUCUCUGGAAUAUAUGUAUCUUUCAGCAGAUCAUUAUGUUUUUGUGUAUUUGGGUUCUGUACUGGUCCAGUAGGGACCCACUUUGGACUUGACUGAUGGCCCCCAAUGGGCUGUCUGCACAUGCUUCAAGAGAUUUUGCUCAUUGGUGAAAGACUGGCAUCUCAACAUUGUCCCAGGGCUAAUUGAGUGAGGG